Gymnodraco acuticeps is the source of this 506-nucleotide messenger RNA. RefSeq names its product COP9 signalosome subunit 9 (gene cops9). NCBI's taxonomy places the organism in Eukaryota, Metazoa, Chordata, Actinopteri, Perciformes, Bathydraconidae. Gene Ontology annotation, biological process: negative regulation of protein neddylation. The transcript has 3 exons. The coding region runs from base 189 to 362 and encodes 57 amino acids. The record is from RefSeq and is a predicted model, not a curated record.
CGUUACAGUCUGUUUUUAACUGAAAGCAGAGCGCGGACUGUUUGCAACAAGCCAGCAGAGAAGGCCGAGCACAAUUGAGUGUUGCACACAUUUGUUUUGUUUACGUGCUCCAAGAAGCUAGCUUAGCUAGCCACAAAUUCGAAGCUGCAACAUAUUUUAAACAUAAGUUCUACUGAUACUGAUACACCAUGAAGCCCGCAGUGGACGAGAUGUUUCCUGAAGGAGCCGGACCCUACGUAGACCUGGACGAGGCAGGGGGCAGCAGCGGCCUGCUGAUGGACCUGGCAGCCAAUGAAAAAGCAGUGCAUUCGGAUUUCUUUAACGACUUUGAGGACCUGUUCGAUGACGAUGACCUGCAGUGAUGACCGACACCUGUGUGUUUCUGUGAAAGUGUACAUAAAGAAAUCAACAAAAUGGGCUUAGUCUGACCAAAAGAUCUCUCUAAUUUGUACAGAAUGUCACCCACCACCAUACUGAAAUAAAGACUUUGUUUUUACAAAAGAAAA